UCCGCGUCCUUAACGUUCGUCCUCAGUGCAGGAUAACGACACAUCUCUCACCUUUACGAGAAACAUUUUAUUUGGUUAGUUGCACUUUCGUUCGCGGCGUUCAGCCUGACUACUACGCGACCGAGCACGAUUUUAUGCUUCAACGCCUGACGUUUUGACAGAUCUCUGGACAAUCAUAUUUCUCACUGCUGACUAUGGAUGUAAUUGUGCGUCGCUGCCCAUUCCUGGCACGUGUGCCUCAGGCCUUUUUUCAGCAGUCCAAAAAAUUUAUGGUAAUGUACGCCCAGAAAUGCCCCAUCAUGAUGGAGCUGGCCUCAAAACCUAUGGCCCCAUCAAUGGCACGGGCACUCUGUUCUUCCUCAUCCUCUUCGUCCUCCUCUCACAUGAAGCCUGAGGACACUGUGUCUGCCACUGAAGGCCCUAAUCAAGGAGUGGAGUUGCCCUCUGGUCACCCUCUGCCUCCUUCAGGACAGGCAGUGCCCUCAAAAUGCCCUUUUCUGGCCGCUGAGAUGGGCCACAAACACAGCAGUGUGGUCCGUCAAGUUGGCUUAGAGUUCCAAGAGGAUGUUCAGGAAGUCCGCACUGUCCAGAAAGAGGUGUCUACUACCCAGCUGGAGAAGCCAUCUCUGGUUAGUGCCCCUAAGGGUGAGCAGACUAAUCUAAUCAAGACCCUCCUGAAACAACGACCUAAAAGGGUCUCCCACCUGCUGCAGGACAACUUGCCAGGCAUCAUGUCCCCCUUCCAUUACGAUGACUUUUUUGAGAAGAAGAUCGAAGAGAAAAAGAGUGACCACACAUACCGUGUGUUUAAGACGGUGAAUCGUCUGGCCAGCGAGUUCCCCAUGGCUGACGACUUCACAAGCUCUCUAGAGGAUAAGAGAGAGGUUUCUGUGUGGUGCAGCAACGACUACCUGGGCAUGAGUCGACACCCUCGAGUUGUGCAGUCCAUCAUGGAUACUUUACGAAAGCAUGGGUCAGGGGCAGGAGGCACAAGGAACAUCUCUGGGACCAGUAAGUUCCAUGUAGAACUGGAACACGAACUGGCUGACCUCCACAAAAAGGACGCUGCGCUGCUGUUCACCUCCUGCUUCGUAGCCAAUGACUCCACCCUUUUCACCCUCGCCAAGAUGCUGCCUGGCUGUGAGAUCUACUCUGAUGCAGGCAACCAUGCCUCUAUGAUCCAAGGUAUCAAGAACAGCGGUGCUAAGAAAUUUAUUUUCCGACACAAUGAUGUGGCCCAUCUCCGCGAGAUGCUGCAGAAGGCCGACCCCACCAAACCUAAGAUUGUGGCCUUUGAGACUGUCCACUCAAUGGAUGGUGCUGUGUGUCCACUGGAAGAGAUGUGUGAUGUCGCCCAUGAAUUUGGUGCCAUCACCUUUGUAGACGAGGUUCACGCUGUGGGCCUGUAUGGUGCCAGAGGAGGGGGCAUUGGAGACCGGGAUGGUGUCAUGCACAAGAUGGAUAUCAUCUCUGGGACACUAGGCAAGGCCUUCGGCUGUGUGGGCGGUUAUAUUGCAAGUACUUCUGCCUUGGUGGACACGGUGCGUUCCUACGCUGCUGGCUUCAUCUUCACAACCUCUUUGCCUCCCAUGCUGUUGGCCGGGGCCAGGCAGUCCAUCCAGGUUCUGAAAGGGGAAGAGGGACGUGCGCUGAGACGUAAACACCAGCGUAACGUCAAGCUGCUCAGACAAAUGCUGAUGGACUCAGGGCUUCCUGUGGUGCACUGCCCCAGCCACAUCAUCCCAGUCCGGGUUUCAAAUGCGGAGAAAAACACGGAAGUGUGUGACCUCAUGAUGAGUCGUCACAACAUCUAUGUGCAGGCCAUCAACUAUCCCACCGUUGCCAGGGGAGAGGAGCUCCUGCGUAUCGCGCCAACCCCUCACCACACCCCUGAGAUGAUGAAAUAUUUUGUUGAGAGGCUGGUGCAAACUUGGAAGGAGGUGGGUUUGGAGCUGAAGCCCCACUCGUCAGGCGAGUGUACGUUCUGCCAGCAGCCACUGCACUUUGAGCUGAUGAGCGAGCGAGAGAAGUCGUACUUCAGCGGCCUCAGCCACAUAAUCUCAGCCUGCGCAUAACACUACUGGCUCUGGCCAUUCCUCUAUCACUGUCAUAGAAUGUAUUAAUAAUCUAUGAGUCCUCCUACACAUAUUUAAUCUCUAUGUUUAGAUGUUCUAUAUGCUCCUAAUAAAAUAUGUGAAGGGAA
Molecule: messenger RNA, 2203 nt
Organism: Betta splendens (Siamese fighting fish)
Lineage: Eukaryota; Metazoa; Chordata; Actinopteri; Anabantiformes; Osphronemidae
Gene: alas1
Product: aminolevulinate, delta-, synthase 1
Exons: 11
Coding region: 195-2075 (626 amino acids)
Biological process (GO): heme biosynthetic process; hemoglobin biosynthetic process; erythrocyte development
Cellular component (GO): mitochondrion; mitochondrial matrix
Molecular function (GO): pyridoxal phosphate binding; 5-aminolevulinate synthase activity
Source: RefSeq, a predicted model, not a curated record